GUCGCCUUCCACCCCUCUUCCUCACUCUCCAACAAAGGCCAUAAAUACCCCCCGCCCCCUUCUUGUUUCUCCUCUCGUUCGUUCGCUUUUUGGGUUUGCUUUCUCGCUAGAUUUCUUCGCUUCCAUUAUACUCUCUCCCCUCUUGGAGGCCGAUCGCCUCCGAUAUUGCCUGCCGGCGAUGCGCUGGUGAGGGGAAGGAGCCAUGGGGGACCUGGGAGGAGUGCGCACGGAGGAGACCGUGAAUGGAGGGACGGACGUCUGGAGUGCCUCCGACGCCGCCGCCUCCACCGCAGAUCAUCUCGUGGUCAUGGUUCAUGGAAUUCUUGGGAGCACCGCUGACUGGAAAUUUGCAGCCGAUCAGUUUGUUAGGAUGCUUCCAGAUAAAGUAAUAGUUCAUUGUAGUGAAAGGAACAUGCAUAAGCUCACAUUAGAUGGUGUGGAUAUUAUGGGUGAGCGUUUAGUAGCAGAGGUCCUUGAAGUCAUUGAUAGGAGACCAGAAAUUCGGAAGAUUUCUUUUAUUGCACACUCUGUGGGAGGAUUGGUUGCGAGAUAUGCAAUUGGGAGACUAUACAGGCCUCCAAGAAAGCCUCAAGAAGAUCUUUCAGAUGAUGCUUUUGAUGAUAAUUCAAGAGGUACCAUAGGUGGUCUAGAAGCAAUGAAUUUUAUAACCGUUGCUACACCUCAUCUCGGUUCUAGGGGACACAAACAGGUCCCAUUUCUUUUUGGCGUCAUAGCUAUAGAAAAAGUUGCUUCUCGUGUUAUUCACUGGAUAUUUGGAAGAACUGGAAGACAUCUUUUCCUCACUGACCAUGAUGAUGGAAAACCUCCCCUGUUGCAGCGCAUGGUGGAUGAUUGGGGUGACCUCUACUUUAUGUCUGCCCUGCAAGCAUUUAAACGCCGAGUGGCAUAUUCAAAUGUUGGCUAUGAUCUUAAAGAUAUAGUUGGAUGGAGGACAUCAUCUAUCAGACGCAACUCUGAAUUGCCUAAGUGGGAGGAUUCUUUAAGUCAGAAGUAUCCACAUAUUGUAUACGAAGAACAAUCAAAGGGAGAGUGUGCAAAUGUUUCUCCCAUAGAUGUUGACUGUGAUAUGUUAGAAGAAAAGCUGGUUACAGGCCUCACACGAUUGUCAUGGGAAAGAGUGGAUGUCAGCUUUCACAGCAUCAGACAGAGGUUUGCUGCACACAGUGUCAUCCAGGUCAAGGAUUCCUUCGUUCACUCAGAAGGUGCAGAUGUUAUACAACACAUGAUCGAUCACUUCCUUACCCGAGGUAGCAUAUAAUAGCCUGGAGUUUCUGGGCUGUCGAGGUCCUCGAUUUUUAGAGCUUAGAUAUAUUCAUCCAAUACGGCUGGGUACGUAACAGAAAAACGAUUGAACACAAAUUGUAAAUCCAUUUGUUCCCCCAGGCCAAGAUGUAGAUGCCAUGUUUUCAUGUAAAUCUUCGUAUCCUUUCUAUCGAGCAUAACAUUUUUUUUUCCGGUAUACAACUCAGCCUUGAGAUGUGUUGGGACUCUGCCAAUAAUAUAGUUCUAUGAGCUCAUGCUGGUAUCUUUAACA
This is a messenger RNA of Phoenix dactylifera (date palm), 1555 nucleotides long. The record is from RefSeq and is a predicted model, not a curated record. NCBI's taxonomy places the organism in Eukaryota, Viridiplantae, Streptophyta, Magnoliopsida, Arecales, Arecaceae.